This is a messenger RNA of Aspergillus caelatus, 1391 nucleotides long. RefSeq lists its product as uncharacterized. Bases 179 to 928 code for a protein of 249 amino acids. NCBI's taxonomy places the organism in Eukaryota, Fungi, Ascomycota, Eurotiomycetes, Eurotiales, Aspergillaceae. The record is from RefSeq and is a predicted model, not a curated record. The transcript has a single exon.
AAACAAAAAAAAAGAGGACUGCGAGCCUGAGUGGAGGAAAGUGGGGGUGGAUCGUACCGACCUGUAUUAUAUAGAACUUGCCUGUUUCGCGUCCAGCACCUUCUACCAUACCACUUAUCGUGCUGAUACGUUCGACCUUCCCGCGGCGAGAAGGGACUACACUGUUUCACCAAAUAUUAUGAUGGAACUCCCCGGCAAUAAGUCCAGUCUACUGUUGUCCAGCCACACCUCGAUCCAGCCUCUGCCCAGCAUGGCAAACGCAGAUAUCUCUCACCAGAUCACUAGCCUCAUUGAGGUCACGGAAGGCAUCGUCCAGGCGUAUAGCCCGAUCAAAAACCUCCGUGGCCUACCCGAUGCCUUCCGGGAAGUGAACAACCUCCUACCUUUCAUCAAACAAAUCCUUCAAGAUGCAAAGAGUCCGACGAAGAGAGUCCUGUCCGCCAACGAUGCUGAGGCGCUGAAGACGGCGCUGUGUAGCUGCGGCGAGAAGGCUAACAAUCUACUGGAGAUCUUCCAGAAGUUCGCAAAGAAGACAAAUGGCCGAUACAACUCUUCCGUGUACCGGGCAAUUGUUAUUCAACACGGCAAGCAUAAUGUCGAAACGCUGGCGGACGGUAUUUUGCAGGAUCUAGGAGCCCUUGUGACGCACCACAUAUUUCCGGCGGACAUGCAGAGGCAAGUUAAGUCGUUGGAGAAUGCUCGAGAGGCGCUAGCGAGAUUGUCUCCAUCCCUAACUGACUCCGAUCUGGCCGACCAGCCUCAUGCUGCUCACCAGUAUGGGGAUCAUGGCCGCCAGUAUAACCUGCUCGGCGAGGGCAGCCAGAGAAUCGCCGAUGGUCACUAUUUCGAGGCGCGGGGAAAUCAGACGUUCGGCAUGUUCCCGCCUAAGAGUUUUACGAACAGCUCUGAAAUCGCUGCUGGUCAAUAAGAUUUCAGCGGUAUCCCAGCAUCACCCUCUCCCAGCCCUAACAUUGAUUUGCAUCCAAACUACACGGCUUUUAGCCAAGCUCCUAACGUUCGUGCAUUACGGGAAUAGUCUUUUAACAACCCUCACUGGUUCCAGGGCCGUACGCGCCCUUACAGUGGAUUGGGGGAGGCAGGGGAUCUCUGGCAUGUUUAGCCCUGCAGAUUAUUUUAGGCUUUGAUAUCGUUUCGUUGGUUUAGGUGGUCUGUCAGCCAUCGGGGAUUUCACCUUCCGGUUACUUAGAACGUUGGUGGGGGUAGACGCGAUAGGCAUUUAUGCGGGUAGUAAGAGGUUCGCUGGGAGAUAUCCUGUGUGUACAAGUAAAGCCUACAAACUAUAAUACUAUAUGGGGUCUACCAUGAUAUACCCCCCACAUUGUUAAUAAAGUACGGGGCCGCGCAUAGGACCCUAAUGGCGCAGAAAUCUC